UCCAGUUGUGAACCGUUACAUUGGGUUGGCACGUUUUCCCUUAUUUCCCCCCCCGUCCCUUUUUUUUAAUCCGUAUAUUUAACUUUGCGUAUGUAGAUUAAUGCCAGCACACUGUAGGCAGCAAACAAGGUAUGUGAAAUAGCUGAAACAUUCAGGAGAAACCGUUAAAGAAAUAACUGGGUGCGACGGUUGAAGUUAACUGGCAAAAUAUAGCCAUGGUGGUGGUGAUGGUGGUGGCGGCGGCGGCGGCAAGUUGGAGGCGGAUGACAAGCGAGACGGGAUAGUUGAAUUCAGCACUUUUGGAGAAGGAUGGGUGUGUGCGGAGAGUGGUAUUGUUAUUCGUCUUAUUCAUCGUCAGGUUAGACGUAAAGUUGAAAGUCAAGCCGCAGGAGAAAGGGGAGUCUCCGCCCGGAGGGACAAGGAAGAGGAUGAGGAGGCAUCGCGUCUCGUUCCUCGUUGGCAUCUGACUACGCGAAGUCUUCCCAGUCAGGUGGAUCCUUCCCCCAGUCCGGAUGAGAGGCUUUCUUAAUCCAGUAUAGGUGGACAUUGUUUGUUGGCGAAUACAUGACUUAGCCCCGACAAUUGACCAGCUUUGAUCCGCAGCGCUUCCUCUCUGAAGUUUAUUGUUGGCCACUGUGCUUCUUUGCUGCUGUAAGGUAGAGCAGCCCCGCUCUGCCUUGGAAGCAGUGACAAACAAACGGAUCGACUGCCCUGUGAAGUGUUCUUCUUUUCAUGGAUGCCAGAGUGGCCCUGCUGCACUUAUGGACAGUCCUUGUCCCCCUGACAGCGGAACUGAAGUGGAUUGAUGCUGCAGAGGUCUACACCAACACUUGGGCUGUCCAGAUCAAUGGGGGGCCAGAGGAGGCUGACCGCAUCGCCAGGGAACAUGGUUUCAUCAACCUCGGCAAUGUUUUUGGAGAUUAUUAUCACUUCAGGCAUCAUGCUGUGGAGAAGAGAGCUUUGUCUGGCCACAGGGGGAUGCACAUCAGACUGCAAAAAGAACCACAGGUCCUGUGGACAGAGCAGCAAGUGGUGAGAAAAAGGAAAAAGAGGGAUGUGUAUGAAGACCCAACAGACCCUGACUUCCCCAAGCAGUGGUACCUGUCUUCCCCAAUACAUCAAGACCUGAAUACCAAAGUAGCCUGGGCUCAAGGCUACACAGGAAGAGGUGUCGUGGUGACUAUCCUGGAUGAUGGCAUCGAGAAGGACCAUCCUGAUCUCAUCAGCAAUUAUGACCCUGAGGCCAGUUAUGAUGUUAACGAUGGAGAUGCAGACCCUCAACCAAGAUACACACAGCGAAAUGAGAACAGACAUGGAACUCGAUGUGCAGGAGAAGUUGCAGCUGCAGCCAAAAAUGGUGUGUGUGGUGUAGGUGUGGCCUAUAAUGCUAAAAUUGGAGGCGUUCGUAUGUUGGAUGGGGAGGUGACAGACAUGGUGGAGGCCCAUUCCCUUAGCCUCAAUCCUCAGCACAUCCACAUUUACAGCGCCAGCUGGGGCCCAGAAGACGAUGGCAAGUCACUGGACGGCCCUGCCAAGCUGGCUAAGGAGGCUUUCCGCCAGGGAACAACCAAGGGACGCAACGGACUGGGCUCCAUCUUUGUGUGGGCCUCUGGUAAUGGUGGCCGGGAGCAGGACAGCUGUAACUGUGACGGGUACACUAACAGCAUUUACACCCUGUCCAUCAGCAGCACCACACAGUCCGGGAACGUGCCGUGGUACAGCGAACCCUGCUCUUCCACCUUCGCUUCCACCUUCAGCUCUGGAAACCCAGGGGAGAAGCAGAUAGUGACCACAGACCUAAGGCAAAAAUGCACAGACUCUCACACAGGGACGUCCGCUUCAGCCCCACUGGCUGCUGGGAUCAUCGCUCUGGCUCUGGAGGCCAAUAUGAACCUGACAUGGAGAGACAUGCAGCACCUGGUGGUGAGAACAUCCCGGCCCAGACACCUCAGCGCCGGAGACUGGAAGACCAAUGGAGUUGGACGCAGAGUGAGUCAUUCGUACGGUUAUGGGCUCCUGGAUGCCGGUGUUAUGGUGGCUCUGGCGCAGAACUGGACAACAGUGGGGCCACAGCAUCAUUGUGUUCACACCAUGCUUGCAGAGCCAAGAGACAUAGGAAACAAGCUGGUGUUCAGUAAGAGCGUGGACGCCUGCUGGGGACGACCGGAGUAUGUCAGCUCUCUGGAACACGUCCAGGCUCGCCUCACUCUCUCCUACAACCAGAGAGGAAAAUUGGCCAUUCAUCUCAUCAGCCCACUGGGCACACGCUCCACCCUACUGUUCCCCAGGCCCAAUGACUUCUCCUCAGAGGGAUUCAACGACUGGGCCUUUAUGACCACCCACUCAUGGGACGAGGAUCCUCAAGGGGAAUGGACCCUGGAAAUAGAAAAUGUAGCAGCUAAUGGACGUGACUAUGGUGUGUUGAGUCAGUUCACUCUCACCCUGUGGGGCACUGGACCCAGUGUCGUCAACCCCUCAUUAUCUGAUUUCCCCCGGCCGUCCAACAACAGCUGCAAGACCUUCGAUGCCCAGCAGAUCUGUAUCGAGUGCAGCCCCGGCUUCUCUCUCUUCCUCCAGGGUUGUUUGAAGUUGUGUCCGCCGGGCUUCACCUCCGGGCCGCAGCUCCUCAACCUCUCCCUGGAGAACUGGGUGGACUUGUCCUCCGUCCAAGCCUGCCUGCCCUGCAACCCCGCCUGCCUCACCUGCUCUGGCACUGGACCUACAGACUGCUUGUCCUGCCCGCCUCACAGCCACCUGGUCCUCACCUCCUGCCUGCACCAGAACCAGGUCCAGCGCAAGUCCCCUCUAGCUGGGGGCCUCCAGGGUGACGGGGCCCAGCCGUAUGGGGAGAUCCCAGCAGCAGUAGACGACAACAGCGAAGACGGUGAGGAACCUCCAGGGCUCAGCGUAGCUCCAUCCACUCAGCUGCCUGCCAUCUUGGCCGUGCUCAGUUGUGCCUUCAUCCUGGCUGCCUUCGUCGGGGUCUUCCUCCUUCUCCAGAUGCGCUCAGGUGGCACUUCUUUGGGCUGGAGGACCAAACUCCCAUCUGUGUACUCAGAGACGAGGGGGGUACGGUUGGGCUUUGGUUUUGGCUUCGGCCAAGGACGGGAGAGGAAGACACGGAUAUGCUACAAGGGGAUCCCCACUGUGUGGGGGGAUGAGGACAUGAUGGCCUACGAGUCUGAAUCAGACAGCGAGGAAGUGGACGGUCACAGUGAGAGGACAGCUUUUAUCAAGACGCAGAGCUCGAUCUAGCUGAACCUGCAUCUGCUGUUGUGUUGUCUGACACCAGGAUGUCCCGGUUGUCGUCAGCAUUUAGACAUGACUGUGUGGAGCCGAUACACGAACGGAGAAUCACACAGGUUCAGACAAAAACAAAACACAAGCCUUUCUGUCCAAUCAGCAUUCAGAUGCAUUAAAGAGUCAAUUAUUUGUUUUUCAUGUAUUUAUUUACAUUUUUUAAAAUUGAUCCUUAUAUGAUUAUUUUGAUGUAAGAUGUAUUUAUUAUGCAUUUGACUCUUCGUCACAAAUUUCAGGAGUUGUUCAAGUGUUUCACUUAAUUUUAAUUUUGCCAUAUUUUGUCCAGUUUAACGCAAUCUAGUGUUGCACUUUCACUACUUAAAGCUGGGGGAUUGCAAGAGAUAGAUAUUAAAAAGAAUGGUCAAAAUCAAAGCAGCAGGGCUUGAGAUAUCCUGAGAUGUCUAGUCUCAAGUAGAGGUAGAGCCCCAAAGACACAGAAUCCUACAUUUCCCACAAUGCGCCUCAAUAGCAUCUUUCAUGAGAUGCCCCCAGCCUGGUAAAUUCCCAUUUCUCUUCAAACUCCACAAUUUGUAAUGCAGCUUUUCUGAAAAGAAAAAAAAAAAUCUCAUAAUCUCAUAAAUCCCCAAAUAUCCCCGAUGCCAUCAUCCGUUGUUCCGACAGGGCUGGGAAAUCGUCUCUGCCACGUGUAAAACGGGUGGGGUGCUCCUUCAAACCAGCGCCUCAUCAAGUAGGCACCUGAUGUGUCCUCAACACAACCCCUCGGCCAUCCGAGUGCUAAUAAAUUGGCUUAGUUGCGUUUGUAUCCGAGUCCCGGCAGAUUGCGGGCCGGAGGUCGGGCGGUGGACGCGAGGGAACUUUUCGAAGUGGGAGAUUUUUCCGCGGCGCACCGGGACGGCACAAGCAAACAUCCCCGCGGGCUGCUUGCUAAGCAGGACGAGCUGCGGAGGAUGCUGCGUCCACAACACCCGCCCGCGGUGGGAAAAUGCCACGAAGCACAGACAGUGCUACAGUAUCGGAUACAUCAGUCAGAGAUGUUAUUGACUUGUAGCAGGAGUAACGCUGUUGUUGAGUGAAAUGAAAUGA
Messenger RNA from Xiphias gladius (swordfish), 4344 nucleotides. It is a transcript of the gene furinb, whose product is annotated as furin (paired basic amino acid cleaving enzyme) b. The record is from RefSeq and is a predicted model, not a curated record. Gene Ontology annotation, cellular component: trans-Golgi network; Golgi membrane. NCBI's taxonomy places the organism in Eukaryota, Metazoa, Chordata, Actinopteri, Istiophoriformes, Xiphiidae. The coding region runs from base 733 to 3255 and encodes 840 amino acids. Gene Ontology annotation, molecular function: serine-type endopeptidase activity. Gene Ontology annotation, biological process: peptide hormone processing. The transcript is spliced from 17 exons.